Pygocentrus nattereri (red-bellied piranha) is the source of this 5601-nucleotide messenger RNA. It is a transcript of the gene ltbp3, whose product is annotated as latent transforming growth factor beta binding protein 3. The record is from RefSeq and is a predicted model, not a curated record. Gene Ontology annotation, molecular function: calcium ion binding. The coding region runs from base 392 to 4201 and encodes 1269 amino acids. Lineage: Eukaryota; Metazoa; Chordata; Actinopteri; Characiformes; Serrasalmidae. The transcript is spliced from 30 exons.
AGAGGAAGGAGGAGGAGGAGAAGGAGGAGGAGAGCGAGGGAAAAGUGAGAGGAAAGCGGGGUUUAAAGUCGCGGCUGCGCGAGGAUGUCGCUCCUCGCCGUUUCACUUUCACGCGCUUUGACCUGCAUAUGACGGAGGGGAGAAAACGGCGCGCGAGCUGCUGUGUUUUCGGCCUACCUGGCGCGCGAGGCUCUGACGUUUUUUAUUUUUUCCCUCCGAAAAUUCCACUCGCACUCGCGCGCGCACCUUAGCCUGCUCCAACGCGAGCCUCCCUGCCCGCCGUACGCGCAUGACUCGCGCGCGUGUGCUCGCGCGGCGCCCGUGACCGGAGGGGACGCCAGCUGGUCGUCCGUCUCUCCAUCCCUCCCUCCAUCUGUCCGUCCACGCCGUCAUGAUCCUCCUCCUCGUGCCGCGCCUGCUGCUCGCAUGGCUCGCGCUCCACAGGCUCGGCGGCGCGGCGGCGGAACAGCAGCGCGCUCCCUCCGCGCGCGAGCGCUUCAAGGUGGUCAUCGCGCCGCUCAUCUGCAAGCGCACGUGCCUCAACGGCCAGUGCCGGGACACCUGCGAGCAGGGCAACAACACGACCCUGAUCGGGGAAAACGGACAGUCCGCGGACACGCUCACCGGACACGGCUUCAGAGUCGUGGUGUGUCCUCUGACGUGUAUAAACGGAGGUGUGUGCAGUAAUCGUACACACUGUCUGUGUCCACCAGGCUUCACGGGGCGGCUCUGUCAGUUCCCCCUCCGUACACAGGCGUCCCGCGGCAACAAGCAGCCCGUCUACACGCUGCAGGUGAUGCCUGAUGGUCCAGGCCUGUCUGAGUCCAGUAUUCCAGGUGGGCGGCAGCAACUGACCAAAACACACUCAGUGUUCACUCUGCCGCUGGCGCAGGGCACCGGAUCCCACUCCUCUGACGUGCGGUUUGAAGUCAGUGUCCACCACACAGCAGACACCUCUGUGGUCAUCCAACCUCUUGAUCAGUCAGACAGCAAACCUCCAAAGACAGUGGCACGCCUCCCUCCACAGACGCACAAGCCGAGGGGGCGGUGCUUUCAGGAGACCACGCCCAAACAAGCUUGUAGCAGUAACCCUCUCCCUGGAUUGACCAAUCAGGAGGACUGCUGUGGCAGUGUGGGAAAUUCCUGGGGUCAGAACAAAUGUUACAAAUGCCCCAAACUUCCCUAUGCCGGAAAGCUGCAGACGAUAAUCGAGGAAUUUGGCUCCACAUGCCCUCAAGGUUACAAAAGACUAAACAGAACACACUGCCAAGACAUUAAUGAGUGUAUGAUGCAGGGUGUGUGUCAGAACGGUGAGUGUUUGAACACUCAGGGGAGUUUCCGCUGCACCUGCAAACCUGGAUACAUACUGACCGACAGAACACGCUGCAUGGCGUCCCAGGUGGAGCAGGGUCCUUGUUAUCGCAUGCUGACGCCGACGGGGCGCUGUGAACUCGCUCUGCUCACCAACUUGUCCCGAGAGAUCUGCUGCUGCACCGUAGGAAAAGCGUGGGGGAGGAGCUGUGAGAGGUGUCCACAGGAUGGCACCGCCUCCUUCAAUAAGAUCUGUCCUGCGGGGAAGGGCAUGUCUGUCCUGCAUUAUUACGGCACUCUGUCCAUCCAGCCCUUCCAGACGAGCAUAGAGCAGAGCCCAGUCCUUCCCAAAUCUGAGCAGCCGGAGCUCAGGCUGCCGGAAGUGCCCAUCCAGGUGACCACACCCAUGCAGCCUUCACCGGUCAGCACUCACGGCCCACAAGUACCAGUUGUGGUUCACAAGCCGACGACACAUCCCAUAAUCCGAGUGCCCCCGGAGCCCGACUCGCUGGAGGUGGCGCAGACGCAGGUCUCGCAGACGGACGAAUGCAGACUUAACAGGAACAUCUGUGGUCACGGCCAAUGUAUAAACACACAGACCGGGUUCAUGUGUCACUGUGAGGCUGGAUACCGCUCACACGCUCAGAGAAAGAGCUGUGUAGAUGAGAAUGAGUGUGAUUGGGAGCCGUGCGGUCAGGGCAGAGGAACCUGCAUCAACACGGUCGGCUCGUACCGCUGCAACUGUCACCCUGGCAACAAACUUGUGGUGCAUCAUGGGAAACGCCGCUGUGUGGAUAUAAACGAGUGCUCCAAACCGGAUGUCUGUGGUAUCGGAGGACACUGUGUGAACCUGCCAGGCUCGUACAAGUGUGAGUGUCUGCCAGGCUUCAGGAGCAAAUCACGCAGACAGCCUGUGUGUGAAGAUAUCAACGAGUGCUUGGACCCCAGUGCAUGUCGUGAUGGCCAGUGUGAGAAUGCAGUUGGGUCAUAUGACUGUAUUCCCUGCCAGCCUGGACAUCAGGCACAAGGAGGAGUGUGUUAUGAUGUGAAUGAGUGUCAGAAGAGAGGCGUGUGCAUGAAUGGCCGUUGUGAGAACCUGCCGGGGACGUACCGCUGUCUGUGUAACGAGGGUUUCCUGCCCGAGGCCGACAGCAAAGGCUGCAGAGAUAUUAACGAGUGCCAGGACAACCGUCUGUGUGCUAACGGCCACUGCAUAAACACAGAGGGCUCAUUCCAGUGCCAGUGUUACCCAGGAUACCAGCCCACCCAGGAGGGCAGCCACUGUGAGGAUAUAAAUGAAUGUGAGCGUGCAUCCAACUGCCAGAGGGGGCGCUGCAUCAACACCAUGGGCUCCUACCGCUGUGAGUGCCAGAAAGGAUACAUGCUUGUCAGCGGACGCAGAUGCCAAGACAUAGAUGAGUGUGAGGUGGAUAGGAGUUUGUGCCAGCCUCAUGGAGUGUGUGAGAACCAGCAGGGGGGUUAUGUGUGUGUGUGCAAUGAAGGCUUCAUUUUAUCUGAGGACAGACACAGCUGUGAGGAGAUGGAGAUGGAUGUGAACAAUAAGAAGGAGUGUUACCUCAAUCUGGAUGACACCGUCUUCUGUGACAGCGUCCUGGCCACUAACGUCACAAAGCAGGAAUGCUGCUGUUCAGUGGGGGUGGGCUGGGGGGAUCACUGUGAAAUUUACCCCUGUCCCGUCUACCACUCAGCGGAGUACCACUCUCUGUGUCCAGUGGGACGAGGCUUUUACCACGAGGACGGUCUGACGGAGUACGGCCUGCCCAUCCACAGAGACAUAGACGAGUGUGUGUUAUUCGCUAAUGAGAUCUGUAAGGAGGGACGCUGUAUGAACACACAGCCCGGAUUCGAAUGUUACUGUCAGCAGGGCUUCUACUACGACAGCAACCUUCUGGAAUGUAUAGAUGUGGAUGAGUGUCAUGACGAGUCUCUGUGCACUAACGGUCACUGUGUGAACACGCGUGGGUCCUUCUACUGCACCUGUAAUGCCCCCUGGACUCCUGACCCCACCAACAAGAAGUGUGUCUUCCCCACAGUCACAGGAAUCAAUGAAUGCCAGGACCCGUCUAACUGUAAGAAUGGACACUGUGUGGACACACAGGAGUCCUACUACUGUAUCUGCACUCCACCCUGGAUCCUGGCAACUGACCGUAACAGCUGCGUCACACCAGAGGAGCAGGCCGUAAUGUCUGUGGUGACCCUUUCAGAUGUGAAUGAGUGUCUGGACCCGACGUACUGCAGGAACGGGAGGUGUGUGAACACUCCCGGCUCCUUCCACUGCAUCUGCACUCAGCCGCUCACCUUCAGCGCGGCCCUCAAGCAGUGCGUCUAUGAUGAUCGUACAGCGGCGCAUAAGGACGUGUGUUUUGGGGAAGUGGACGAGGACCUGAUCUGCAGCAUGCCAAGGAACGAUCUCACAGUCACGUACUCUGAGUGCUGCUGCCAUUACGGCCGUGGCUGGGGCCCUGAGUGCCGCACUUGCCCACAGAGGAACUCGGUGAUAUUUAACAGGCUAUGUGAGAUGCACCUGGAGACCGAGUCAGAUGGAGAGGGAGAUUUCUUAGCAGCUUUCUCCAAUUACAACCCAGAGAGAGACAGUUCAGAGGAGGACUCUGAUGAGUGCAGCUGUGCUAACGGACGCUGUGUGCGCUCAUACCUGGGUACCAUGUGCGAGUGUAACCUCGGCUUCAGACUGGAUCAUUCAAGAACGCGCUGUGUAGAUAUAGACGAAUGUGUGGAGAGAGGCAUGCGGCUGAACCCGUGCAAGAACGCUCGGUGCACAAACACGAUGGGCUCAUUCAAGUGCACCUGCAAACUGGGAUUUGUGCCCACACGCAGACCCAACGUGUGCAGGCAGGCCAGGGCUUCAUAACACAACACACAUUCACAUCCAGCGCAAAGACGCAGUGCAGACAGACACACAGACAGUAGACAGGCACAAAAGCAAACACACACUCGUCCUCCUCCGCCCUCCUGCAGUUCUCUGUGGUCAGUUCAUUUCCUCUCGUCUUUAUUUGUUUUUGACUUUUUUUUUAAUUAAAUUCUGAAAUGUUGAUGAAAGUAUCGCCAACUGUUUAUAUUAAUAAUACAUUUUUGUUGUUGUUUUUGUUUUUUAUGUCUUAUGAUGCAUUUUCCCUCCCUUUUUGCACAAGUUUGAUCAUUAUGUCUCUGGAUGUGGGAAAAUCUAGUGCCUUUUUAUCUGACGCUCCUUGGGUACCAGUACUGAGAAACCAGUACAUUUUUCAUUCUCUUAAGAUUCCAUAAAAAGGGGGUCAAAAAGAUGCCACGUUGGGUUCUUUGAGCGCUGCCAUAAAAGGCUCAUUUCCUUCUCUACAGAACCAUGAAGAGACUCGUGAAGAACUUUUUAAUGGUUCCAAGAACCUUCACGUGAGGAACACGCACGGUUUUUCACAUUUAUCUCAUUUGCAGAUCGGUUCUCCAAAGAAUCUGUCGUUAAAUUGUUUCCUCUUUCUCUGUAAGCCUCAGCUCAGUUAAUCAUCGGGAGAGAAACCAAUUCAUUUGUACAUGAAUGUUUUCGGCUGUAAUUACAUGCUGCAUCGGUUGUUCAACACUGAGGGUUGAGAUUUUUAUUAAUGUAUACUGUAUAUGCUUCAGUUUGAGUAUAGGACCUCAGAGGUGCUUGUUAUCUUUGAUUGUACUAAGCCAUACCAUUCAACAAGAUACGUGCUAACAGUGGAAGCUUGGGGCCCCAUUUACUAGUGCAUUUAGACAAUGGAGAUUUUUUUGAUGUUUGUACUAAAUAAGUAAACCAGCGAGUGGUUGAGGUUUGCAGCUGAACUGUACUGAGCGAACAAUUGGAACUCAUUCAGGAUGCACUUGAGGAUCUCACUAGCUUCUUUGAUGGGAUUGCACAACCACCUGAUAUGAUUAUGCUCUCUGUUUUGGAGAGCAGCUCUCCUGGUGGUUAGAAUACAUGGAGAACACUGUUGAGCUGAGCAGUAACUUCGGGUUGACCUGUCAGCUCAAGACUGCUCUUAAAUUGGAGAAAUGUAUGUAGCUUUCCCGGUGUCCUAAAUGUAGUCAGUCAGCAAAGGCGCAUUGGUGUCUGGAGUUUGCUUAUUUAGACUUUCAUUGGAGCUACAAGGCCAAAUUAUGGACAAUAUAAAUUCAAGACAGCUACUAAUACUGUUUUAAUCUAGUUUACAGCACUAUCGCUACCCUAAGUAGGAUAUUUAGCCUCAUGACACAGUGCUAAUGUAGGCUACAGCUGACACUUAGAUGUUACUUAGAUGUCGCUUCUGUUAAGUGUAG